Messenger RNA from Sordaria macrospora k-hell, 363 nucleotides. RefSeq lists its product as uncharacterized. Gene Ontology annotation, biological process: regulation of transcription elongation by RNA polymerase II; transcription elongation-coupled chromatin remodeling. Gene Ontology annotation, cellular component: DSIF complex; nucleus. Gene Ontology annotation, molecular function: RNA polymerase II complex binding; zinc ion binding. Lineage: Eukaryota; Fungi; Ascomycota; Sordariomycetes; Sordariales; Sordariaceae. The record is from RefSeq and is a predicted model, not a curated record.
AUGUCGGAGAACUACGUCGCCCCCGGCCAACAGCGCUACCUUCGGGCCUGCAUGGUCUGCUCUAUCGUUAUGACCUACGCUCGCUUCCGUGACGAAGGAUGCCCCAACUGCGAAGACUUCCUCCAUCUCCAAGGCUCGCCCGAUCAGAUCGACAGCUGCACGUCGCAAGUUUUCGAGGGAAUCAUCACCAUUGCCAACCCGCAAAGGUCGUGGGUGGCGAAGUGGCAGAGGUUGGACGGUUAUGUGAAGGGUGUAUACGCGACCAAGGUGUCGGGCCAGUUGCCGGAUGACGUCCGGACUACGUUGGAGGAUGACGGCAUCCAGUAUAUCCCGCGCGAUGGCAGUGCGACGGAGGCGGACUAG